AUGGCAUGUCGAAUACUCAACAGCUUGGGGGCAGUUGGUGCGGUUGCAAUCAUCGUCACUGCUGCUCUCAUCACCUCUACCAAUAUAGUAACCGACAGUGACGCUGGAGCUAUAGGAGCAGCAAUUGCCACCGCUGUACUCGGUGUUCUGGAGCUGAUUCUUUGUUUCCUUGCGGGUACGUUCUCCUCGCGCAUCCUGCAAAGCGCUGCCGCAAUGGAAGCUGCUACUGUGGCUUACAGUGGUGGUGGGGUAGCCAACCCAGGAAUGCAGUACCCGGAAGCACAUGUCCAAAUACAGUACCCAGCUCAGCCACCUCAGGGCCAGUACCCAGGCGCCCCAGACCAGGGGCAGUACCCAGGCCCACCGGCCCAGGGGCAGUACCCAGGCCCACAGGCCCAGUACCCAGGCCCACCGGCCCAGGGGCAGUACCCAGGACCACCGGCCCAGGGGCAGUACCCAGGCCCACAGGCCCAGUACCCAGGACCACCGGUCCAGGGGCAGUACCCAGGCGCACCGGCCCAGGGGCAGUACCCAAGCGCCCCGGUCCAGUACCCACCAACCGAAGAGCAGAAGUACUAAGCACCGUGUUAUGCGUCCUGCUGGGCACAAUUUCCUAUGCUAUAGCCGACAAUAUUGCUGGGUAAAUUUAUGUAGCUGAGUAAAAAUCAACAGAGAACCAAUCACUGGCAACUUAAUUUGUAUGAUAUAGUUUUGCGGGUAACCUGUUUUGGCUAAGUGUUUUUUUUUCUAAGCUUAACAGGUUCCUGUGGU
Patiria miniata (bat star) is the source of this 771-nucleotide messenger RNA. Its product is annotated as galectin-3-like. Bases 1 to 579 code for a protein of 192 amino acids. The transcript has 3 exons. The record is from RefSeq and is a predicted model, not a curated record. Lineage: Eukaryota; Metazoa; Echinodermata; Asteroidea; Valvatida; Asterinidae.